GCCAGGACGGUGGAGGGGCGAGAACGUCGACUGCGUCACCAUGGGAUCCAACGACUGCUGCUGCGGGCGGUACAAUGUGGCCGUGGGGAGUAAACUGAUCGGAAUCACUUCGGCGGUGCUCUCUGCGCUGUCGAUUGUCGGCUUCAUCUGGAAGUUCGUGCAACUGAAGAGGAUUCAGGACAACGUGAUACAGCUGGUGGGACAUGAUGCCUUCGACAAGCACGUCUCCGAAAACUUUGAGUCGAGGCGCCAUACGAUGGGCGGCAUGGUGGGUGUUUCAAUUGUUUGUCUGCUGGUGGCCAUCGCCCUCAUCUUCGCCGUGAAGAAGAACAACCGGUUCCUGGCCCUGCCCUUCAUGAUCUGGUCGAUUCUCUGCAACAUCGCUGCGGGCAUUCUCGCAGCCUGCCUGAUCUUCUUCAUAGCCGUAAUCGAUUGGGAUAAGGCGGAGAGGGAAGACCAAGUCAGUGAUUUGGUGGAGGCCUUCGUCGUGCCACUCGUCUUCGUUGUCAUCCAGUUCAUCAUCUACACCUGGUGGCUGGUCGUCGUGUUCGCCUUCUACCGCCUGCUGAAGACCGGACACGCGUUCGACAGCAUUCCCAUGCAGACCGCCUAGAAAGCGUCGCCAUCAACGCGUGACGCGUGGACUGGCGACAACCACCCCCUACCGCCAGCACGCCGGCGCGCGCUUUCCGGGGCCUUCUGGGGCCAUCGGCCCGCGCCGUCUUCACCUGGUAACUUCUCUGCACGCGCGCUAUCCACCGUCGCUCGGCGGGUGGCGGCCUCGACCUCAACCCGGCCGUAGGCCUCCCUCGCCGGCUCCACUGCCACGCCGCCGGAGGCUGCCAGGUGGCGCCCUGCGGACCGGCCCCUCUGCGGACCGGCCUCUCUGCGGACCGGCCCCUCUGCGGACCGGCCCCUCUGCGGACCGGCCUCUCUGCGGACAGGCCCCUCUGCGGACCGACCCCUCUGCGGACCGGCCUCUCUGCGGACCGGCCCCUCUGCGGACCGGCCCCUCUGCGGACCGGCCUCUCUGCGGACCGGCCCCUCUGCGGACCGGCCUCUGCGGACCGGCCCCUCUGUGGACCGGCCCCCUGCGGACCGGCCCCCCUGCGGACCGGCCUACCUGCGGACCGGCCCCUCUGCAGACCGGCCUAUCUGCGGACCGGUCUCUUUGCGGACCGACCCCUCUGCGGAUCGGUCUCUUUGCGUACCGGCCCCUCUGCGGACCGGCCUCUCUGCGGACCGGUCUCUUUGCGGACCGGCCCCUCUGCGGACCGGCCCCUCUGCGGACCGGCCUCUCUGCGGACCGGCCUCUCUGUGGACCGGUCUCUCUGCGGACCGGCCUCUCUGCGGACCGGCCCCUCUGCGGACCGGCCUCUCUGCGGACCGGCCUCUGCGGACCGGCCGCUCUGCCGACCGGUGCCUGCUGGCCAGCCGUCGUGAGCCACUGGUUAGCCAGCUGGCUUGGCACGCUCUGUGUCGGUUGACGGCCCUCUCGUGUGCACAAUUGGCCUGCUUGCGAGGUCGCCGCGUGUCGUGGGUUUUGUGUUGGUCCACUUGUCAGUUCUGCCGCGGCCUGCUUGUGGGUUCGCUACGCGUCUGUCGUGCGUCCCGGGUUAUCCCCUGAUUCGCUUGUCAGUCCUCUUGGCCUGCUUGUGAGUUCGCUGUGCGUCUGUCGUGCGUCCCGGGUUAUCCCCUGAUUCGCUUGUCAGUCCUCUUGGCCUGCUCGGGGUUUCGCCGUGCGCCUGCUGUGUGUCCGCGUCUGCAACGGUCCGUGUUCAGUCCGCUCGGCGUGUUGGCCGCUCCGCUGUGUGUUCGCUGUAUGUUCGCCGCUGUGCGACGGUAGAUGUCGGUCGGGCCCACGGAGGGUGCGGCUCGGCUGGCCACCGACGAGGUGUCGUGGCGUAGGUGGCGCUGUCGCCGCGGCUGCCGUUCGUAGGUGUUCGUUACUCAGGCACGUUAUUGCUUCGCCUCGCUGUGAGAUAGAUCUGUCAGAGUUCUCAGCGGGGUGCACUGGUGCGCGCCGCCUUCACCAACGCAGACCAGGGUCGUGACGCGGCGGGAAAGGACCAGCUGCAGUGUUUUGAACGGCCGAGCCGGGCUGAGCUGAUCUGGCGCUGCACUCACCAUGCAGGCAAUGCCUUGCAGUGUGGAGAUCCGGAGUUCAAAUAUUCACAGCAUUCACCGCCUCGGCACGCCACUAUUGUCCCGCGCUUGUAGUAACUGCGUGCCUUAGGCGGUGUGUUUUCUCUCGCGCCAAGCGCGUAUCGGCCAUUUCUCGCAGCUCCUGCCCUCCUGCGGCUCAUGUGCUUGACAAACGGAUGUUUUAAAUCGCUCAUGCGCGGUGCCGUGUCAAGAGCUGCGCUGCUGACAGACAGCUGGGUGGCGAUCGUUUUGUAGCACAUCAGCGGUGAGCUUCUUGCAGCGCCUGUGGACUAGGUGGCGCGCUUGGCCAGUACUGACCCGCAAGGGCGCUAAAGUUCGCGGCAGUUGUGACAGUGCAGCGACACUGCGCUUGCCGUAGCCAUACAAGUCCUGCAUGUUUGUCUGGCACCAGUCGCCGUUCCAUACUGGCACGCUGGCUGGUGGCGCGAGGCAGGUCGAGCCGGCCAGUGGCCCCUCCGGGGUCGCCCUCACUGCCUGUCAAGGCCGCCCGCCGCCGGCAGCUGGCGUCCCAGCACGCACGGAGCGAAAGGCCGCGCCUCACACGUGCCUUGUUCUCUACCGCGCCGGGACCACAUGGAGCCACACCCCAGUCAGUACCUACGUUUUUAUCGACUUGACGUAUGUGGAAAUACACUCGACAAUAGUGCGCUUA
Pollicipes pollicipes is the source of this 2818-nucleotide messenger RNA. RefSeq lists its product as uncharacterized. The record is from RefSeq and is a predicted model, not a curated record. The transcript has 4 exons. The coding region runs from base 41 to 613 and encodes 190 amino acids. NCBI's taxonomy places the organism in Eukaryota, Metazoa, Arthropoda, Thecostraca, Pollicipedomorpha, Pollicipedidae.